Branchiostoma floridae (Florida lancelet) is the source of this 4452-nucleotide messenger RNA. Its product is annotated as interleukin-17 receptor A-like. NCBI's taxonomy places the organism in Eukaryota, Metazoa, Chordata, Leptocardii, Amphioxiformes, Branchiostomatidae. The transcript is spliced from 15 exons. Bases 1065 to 3527 code for a protein of 820 amino acids. Gene Ontology annotation, molecular function: interleukin-17 receptor activity. The record is from RefSeq and is a predicted model, not a curated record.
UCCCAUGUAGUCAGUUCUCGUGAAUUUCUGCGAGAGUGUGCGAGUAAAGCAGGGUCUAUCUACAGUCUCGGCGGAGCUCAGAGAUUACAGUACAGCAGCGACCUCUGGCGAUAGGGAUGUGUUACAUUUCUCCGCGGAGUCAAUGAGAACAUGCCGCGAGGAUUCUAUAUCUUAUCACCAUCUAAGAUAAUUUUCUUUUUCCAAUCCCCAAUCAAUCAGCGACAACCACACUCCGAGGUUCACAAAUUCCAACGACUAUCUCUCCUAUUUAAUAGCGAGCAUGUCACUGAGCUAUCUCCCGGCGAAGUCUAUGGGCGGACCGGGUGUCGAAUUUUACGAAGAAAGUUCCGCAUUUGGUCAUGAGUUUCGUUGCUGGUAUCAAGUUACCUGUGCCACACCUUUGCUAUUCCGGUAUGCAUGAACUGAAGAUCAGUGGCACUAGGGGACUAGAAGGGAGACAUUCCUUACUAGUAGUACUUCAAUGACCCUUCCACUAGUCACAUUGCCUUCGUUGGACCAAGGACGACAGGCCGCCUACCGUAGUACGUGACCAGCAGCCGGGCCGUUGAGAGCUUAAAUGUAAACACAAACUUUGAUCGCCUGGAGCGACACUGAGUCGGACAGGUAAGACUUGAAGCCCGGCGGCCAUUUUAUAGCGACGCUCUUUGUCCCGUGAGAAAACUUGGUUAACGCCACACUGAAAUCGUAGAUCACCGUACAACCUCACGGUGACGCAGUAGAUAUCACCAAAGCUACCUGACUACGACGGUCACUGAACCAAGACGUCAUGCCAGGUGUGUGCACGAGGGGCCCAGGCUAAAAGAAAUGGACGACUGAGUUCGUAACUGUGUGAUCGGAUGCCGUGUAAAGGCCUAGCGCUGAACACGUUCCCGUGCCGUCCGCCCAUGGUGUGUUCGUUAACAGGUGUCAUGGGAAUGGCUUUGCAGGUAUACCUUGACUCAAGUUGGAACCGUGAAGAUAAGUUCUAAGUCGCGCCACAAAAAACAGCAAAACACAUCGCUAAGCUGACCUAAUAGAUAUAACUUGCAGGGGUGACAUUCAACAUGAUGUUGCUUUGGAGGACUCCAGUGUUGCUUCUUCUGUUGCUGUGCUUGGCUUCACAACGAAGCGAAGGGGCCCGGGCACAGAGGAAAAGAAAGAAAUCGAACAGACUUGAGACGAGAGACAUGGACUGCUCUUGGAACUGCUCUCAGCAGGGUCUUCCCUGCCGUGUUAAGAAAGAAUGCGGCUGGUGGUGUAACGCGUACAACAACACCCAUUGUCCCGAAACGCCCGCUAAACCGGUCCUACACGGACGCGGAGCCGAGCCAUUCGUGUUCCAGUCAGGCGAUGGCGAAUCAGCCAAGUACCACCUCGGCCUCAACGUUACAUGGGAACCGCCGGACGAUGGUUCUAUAGUGUUUGUGCGUGGAUUCCAGGUCCAUGUCAUGAGCAUGAACGCUAAAGACAUCGGCUGGACAGACUGUGUAACGUUAAACAUCACGGGUGCAAAGUUGUCCAUGGCAGACCCAAAGAGAGUGUUUUACUUCAACUGUUUCGAAAGUGAGCCUGGCAUUCCCAAAAGAUUCCUGCCUGGUGAGAAAUACCACAUAGUCCUGUACAGCAAGCCGGAGCAGGGACCACGGCAUAUGGACCAAAACGUCUCAGUGGACAUUACGAUGCCAGAUUGCAAUGCUCGUGGCAUGGAAGACGUGGAAGAGUGCAAAGACCCAGAGCAUUGGAAACCAGCGUAUAUCAACGUUUCUACGGAAGACAGCACCGUGAACGUGACCUUUGAGCCGGCCCCACUGACUUAUACCAUUGACGGUUAUUUUGUCUGGCUUGAGCCCGUUAAAGACGGUCAAGAGAUGUAUCAAGAGACGAAAGUGAACAAUUGUUCGUUUCCAGGCGUCCCGGAUGGAACAUAUAAAGUCAAACUAAGGUUGAAGAUGCGAGAUUGUGACUGUUAUGACUUAUUGUCAUUACCAUUUACCGUAAAAGGACCAACGACUCCCCCCUCUGAAGUCGACUUCACCCAGCUGUUGGUAGCGAUUGGCGGUAGCUUUGCAGGCGUGCUAGUCACGGGAGUUCUAGUGUUCCUCAUGUGGAGACGAGCGAAGCUCCAAACAGGCACAUGUACCCCAGAAGACGGUGCCCGACCAGACGGCAGCAGUGCAGUAGCAAUCAACAAUGUAAGACCUGGUGACGUUGACGAUGAUGACUCUAGCUCUACGGUGGCGUUACUUCAGGACAGACCUCCGGCAACCAACUUCUCCGUCAUGCCCGUUCUUCUCAUCUACUCCCAUGACCACCGGCUCCACGAGGCCACAGUGCGCGCCUUCGCCGCCUUCUUACGUCAGCAGUGCGGGUGUGACGUCACCCUGGACGACUACUGCAUGGAGUCGAUCGCCAGAAGAGGAAAGAUACCGUGGCUGUGUCAGCAGAUCAAGAAAGCUAAACGUGUCAUCUUGGUGUGCUCCGAGGGCACCAAGCGCAUCUGGAAGGACAUCGAGAACGCCGAGCCUUGGCCCCAGCCCCCUCACCCCCUUCCCUGUGGAGACAUGGUACGGCCCGCCAUCCACCUCGUCACAGCGGAGUUCUACAAAUCCAGUACCUUCGACAAGUACAUCACGGCGUACUUCAGCUACUCCAGCGAACAGGACGUGCCUAGUGCACUCAACGUCGGAAACAACUACAUGUUGAUGAAGCACUUUGAGGAACUUUACUUCCACCUGCUGAGGUGGACCCACCGCCCCGCCAGACCUGACAUCACCAUGCCGGAGUUAGGGGAGGACCAGUACCACCUGUCGGAGGCCGGAGGGGAACUAAAGCGGUGCAUCGAUGAGAUGACGGCGUUCCAGGCUGCCCACCCGACGUGGUUCCAGGACUCGCAGGGCAGCAGUCAGGCAUGUGGCGGGGGUGAGGACACCGGUGUCCAGCCACACAACGGCACUCCCAGUGAUGUCCUAGACAUUACGGGUCGUCAUGAUAACCACAGAUUCGGUGGGCUUUACUAUGGUUCUCAACCAGAUGGUCAAUGUCGCAAUGAUCAUGACUAUGACUAUGACCCGAGUCCAGAGAGUUUGGUCUCUUCUUUCAACGUGUCGAUGACUAACGAGUUGGGCAUGCAGGUAAACGGUCAUUUUCGUGGCCAGCCCAUGAUUGACCAGUCCAUGGCUGGCAUGAGACGAGACUUUUCAGACCUUGACGCCGUGUGUACCGUGCCCCCGCCACCUGUCAGGAACAGUGUAGACACCAGGAUGGUAGUACCGAACGGCGGGGUCAUGGAAGGUCACGCAAACCGCCGUGCGUCACCAGCUCGGGCUGUGGGCCAUCAGACGAUCCAAUCGGGUGACACUUCGGACUAUUCCGUAAUACCGAACCUUGCUACCCCAAAUCCGUUCAUCUCUCCGAGUGUGGCUCUCCUUGCCAGACAUGUCCAACAGGCUCAGGCAACUCAAGGAGGACAAGCAAGCGAGGAUGAAGGACUAGGUACCCUUAAUGUGUCACGAACGACAGACGUCUAAAACGGCCCAGUGCAUUGAAAUUUUCCCCACGUCUUUGUGUAUAAUAAUGUGUCUCUAUCUAAUGUUUUACAUUUCUAAUCAUUACUGCAUUGUUAUUGUAACAUGCGCCAUGCCGCUCGUCAUUAUAGAUGAGUUUGCCAAAAUUGCGGGUGGUUUGUUUGCACUACCGCAGCAAUUCGUCGCGUCGACAAGUGUUUUCACAACCAUCUAUAAUGAAUACGCGGUCUCAAGGCGUGUGUAUCUAAUGUUAAGUGGGUAAUUUUGUAAAAAGAGCAAUAGUUUGCGCUUGAAGUGCUGUACAUAUAUGCAUUGGAGUGUUCAGAUCGGAAGUUAGAUACGAGUUUGAUCCUGAUCAUAGUAUAUUGUAUUUCAUGAUCAAACAGAAUGGUCAGCCACAUGCUUGACGUAAACGGUCCCGUUCCUAGUUUCAACACUAUGUGUUUGUGAAUAAAACGAUCGCGCAAUAUGUGCAUCCUGCCUAAAGUCUUUCAAAAGUACUAGAUAACCGAAUAUGUAUGAGUUUUAGACGUGCUUUUCCGAAACCCAGAAGAACAUUUACCAAACGAUUGAACUUUUUUGUCAGAGCUUGUGUUUGAUGAUACAUGCUGUUGAGUAAUAAGCAUGUGUGUCCUUAAUCGUACUGUCUAACUCGAAGAUUUGUGUGUAUAGUACACUGUAUAUACUUUUCUGAAUCGUAGAUAACUGCACAGAAGAAUGUUGUUUUCUUGGAUAGCCAAAUGUCCUUCAAAGACCCAGUGUACCUAGGGUAACAUAUCUUAUCUACAAUUCGGUAAAUGUCUUAGUGUGUACUUUUUUGCAAUAUAACCAUGUAUCACUGACAGAUUCAAUGGCAAUAUUAAUAAAAGAAGAAUACCAAUUGCCUUUCAAAAUAUCCAGGACAAUAAAUCAUAUCUGGGAAGAUGUG